Molecule: messenger RNA, 1420 nt
Organism: Lingula anatina
Lineage: Eukaryota; Metazoa; Brachiopoda; Lingulata; Lingulida; Lingulidae
Product: carbohydrate sulfotransferase 3
Biological process (GO): sulfur compound metabolic process; N-acetylglucosamine metabolic process
Molecular function (GO): N-acetylglucosamine 6-O-sulfotransferase activity
Source: RefSeq, a predicted model, not a curated record
AGGUGGCCAUUUUUCUAAUUAUCAACUUUGUUUUCACCUUCCUAGCAUAAUGGAGUACAUUAAUUAGAUUCGGCCCCUUUACUGCCUAUACUACAUGUAGAUAACCACGUGAGACCAUCAAACACGAGUGAAACUAGUUAUUUUGAAUUCCGCACUGAAUUCAGGACGUCGCAGUCUCAUUAAUUUUAAUCGAGUCUGUGUAGGAUAGCAUGGAGAAGAGAAAACUGGGGUGGGUGAUCCUCAUUUGUGGUGUUGUUAGCUUUGAGAUAGCCGUGCUUUUACAAUCUUAUAGACAAGAGGAGGAACAACUACCCAAGAUGGCAAUUGCAUUUCAAGACACUGACCUGAUAUCACAUCAACGAAACAGUUCCUUCAUGUCUCGUUAUUCCCCGACAGAUGGAGUGAUCAUUCUGACCUAUGUCCGCAGCGGGUCGAGCCUUGUAGGUCAACUUUUCAACCAGAAUCCCAAUGCCGUGUAUUUCUACGAGCCUCUUCGUUGGAUAAAGGAGUCUCUAGAACAGCCGUCCAUCUAUACAUAUUCUAAUAAUACUCAAAGAAAAAUAUCGGGGACCCAUUCUCAGAGAGAAAAAGAUUUCAUUUAUGCUGACGUCAUAAAGAAACUGAUCACGUGUGAGGUGCAUGACGUACCGAGCACUGUAACAUUGCUUAAAAAAUACAACGUUUACAAUUUGUUAACUUUAAACCAACAGAAAGCUUUAAAAGAUUAUGAAAACUGCGCUUAUAUUCGCGUACGGGGAAAACAACCAAACUGCAUGACCAAGAUGAAAAAUGUUUGUGACAACUCCACUUUGAAAGUGAUGAAAUUAGUGCGAUUGUCCAUGAAUGCAGUGGAACCAAUUUUGACCCAGCUUCCCAAUGUCAAGGUCAUCCAUCUUCUCCGUGACCCAAGGGCAUCCUUAUUGUCGAAAAAGAAAGCUGCUCUUUUUAAGUGCAAUCUGGAUUGUGAAGUCGAUCAGCGUUGCAACAAACAAUUAUUGCCUGAUAUUACACAUGGAAAGGUUUUGGAGGCAAAAUAUCCAGGGCGUAUUAUGCAAAUUAAAUAUGAGGAUCUUGCAGCUAAACCUUUAUACUGGAGCACAAAAAUAUAUAGUUUUAUAGGACAAAAACUACCACCUGUUGUAGAACACUGGAUUCAUAGAGCGACGUCUUCCUCUGAAGAAAAUGGAACUUACGGAACGAAAAGACAAAACUCUUCAAAAACAGCGCAUAAGUGGGAGACGGAGAUAGGUUUCGAAAUGGCAGAAAAAGUUGAUGUUGUAUGUAAAACCGUUUUAGAUCUUCUGGGAUAUGAACCAUAUUUAGAUAUUUAUAAUAAAAAUAAAAGAAGUAAUGUGUAAUACAAUAGAAAGUGUGUAUUAUGUGAACGUGUCAUAGGGUGCAUUCCCAGAGAUUUAGAUCG